This is a messenger RNA of Dendrobium catenatum, 5796 nucleotides long. Its product is annotated as coatomer subunit alpha-1. NCBI's taxonomy places the organism in Eukaryota, Viridiplantae, Streptophyta, Magnoliopsida, Asparagales, Orchidaceae. Gene Ontology annotation, biological process: intra-Golgi vesicle-mediated transport; endoplasmic reticulum to Golgi vesicle-mediated transport; retrograde vesicle-mediated transport, Golgi to endoplasmic reticulum. The transcript is spliced from 5 exons. The coding region runs from base 399 to 4067 and encodes 1222 amino acids. The record is from RefSeq and is a predicted model, not a curated record. Gene Ontology annotation, molecular function: protein binding; structural molecule activity. Gene Ontology annotation, cellular component: COPI vesicle coat.
GAUAUAUUUUCGUUAUAUUUCUGCCGCCGCGAGCAUACUGGAGCACGACAGAGAUGAAUUUUUAAUAAAUAGUUUGGAGGUAAAGGAGGAGGAAUUUGCUGACUUACGGCAGUCCAAAUUCGCCGCUUGACGCCCGGCUAAUGUGACGGAAGUGGAGGGCGUGGGAGGUUGCGUUUAUAACCAAGCCAAGUUGUAAGGUGUUGCAAUGAAACCAGAUCUCAUUCAGGCGGAUGACCAAAUCUCUCGUGACGACGCUGAUCUCGUCAACGGCGGAGACUGCCGCGUCAAUUCCGAUCUAUCUGCACAGAUCUGAUAUCCCUACUUUAGGGUUUCGCGGGCCACCGGCGGGUAGAGUUUUCAAAUAUCUGUCUGGGUAAUAAGGAGGUAGGGUGGCAGAGAUGCUGACCAAGUUCGAGACCAAGAGUAAUCGGGUAAAGGGGAUUAGCUUUCACAGGAAGAGGCCUUGGAUAAUUUCUAGUCUUCAUAGUGGAGUGAUACAGCUAUGGGACUAUCGCGUGGGAACUCUUAUCGACCGUUUUGAAGAGCACGAUGGACCCGUGCGCGGACUCCAUUUUCAUAAAUUGCAGCCGUUAUUUGUUUCCGGAGGUGAUGAUUACAAAAUUAAGGUCUGGAAUUACAAAACACGCCUUUGCUUGUUUACUCUUCUUGGGCACCUUGACUACAUUCGUACAGUACAAUUCCAUGAUGAAUACCCUUGGGUUGUUAGCGCAAGUGAUGAUCAAACUAUUAGGAUUUGGAACUGGCAGUCUCGUGUCUGCAUUUCAGUUUUGACUGGCCACAAUCACUUUGUGAUGUGCGCGUCAUUCCAUCCAAAGGAGGAUCUUGUUGUAUCUGCUUCCCUGGAUCAGACUGUCCGUGUUUGGGAUAUCGGUGCCCUGAGGAAGAAAACAGUAACCCCAGCUGAUGAUACUUUGCGUCUGAGCCAGAUGAACACAGAUCUAUUUGGCGGUGUUGAUGCAGUUGUCAAAUAUAUCUUAGAGGGUCAUGAGCGGGGAGUCAAUUGGGCAUCAUUUCAUCCUAAUUCGCCUCUCAUUGUCUCUGGUGCAGAUGAUCGGCAAGUAAAAUUAUGGAGAAUGAACGAUACAAAGGCAUGGGAAGUGGACACGUUGAGAGGGCAUAUGAACAAUAUUUCUUGUGUGAUGUUCCAUGCAAAACAGGAUAUUAUCGUGUCCAAUUCUGAGGACAAAAGCAUUCGUGUCUGGGAUGCGACUAAGCGUACUGCUAUUCAGACAUUUCGCCGAGAGCAUGAUCGUUUUUGGAUUCUGUCUGUGCAUCCAGAAAUGAAUCUACUUGCUGCUGGCCAUGACAGUGGAAUGAUAGUAUUCAAACUAGAGAGAGAGCGUCCUGCUUUUUCUGUCAGUGGGAACUCCCUAUAUUAUGUCAAAGAUCGGUUUUUAAGGUUUUAUGAGUUUUCAUCUCAGAAGGAUAAUCAAGUGUUCCCAAUAAGGAAAGCUGGUGCUAUAAGCUUGAAUCAGAGUCCAAGAACACUCUCUUUCAGCUCAACAGAGAAUGCUAUCUUGGUAUGUUCUGAUGCAGAUGGAGGUUCUUAUGAGCUCUAUGUAGUUCCAAGAGACAAUGGUGGAAAGGCAGAUGUUGUUCCGGAUGCGAAGAGAGGAGGAGGGUCUGCUGUUUUUGUUGCCCGCAACAGGUUCGCCGUGUUAGACAAGAGCAGCAAUCAGGCAUUAGUCAAGAAUCUUAAGAAUGAGAUUAUAAAAAAGAGUUCCCUUCCUAUUGCUACAGAUGCAAUCUUUUAUGCUGGAACUGGUAAUCUGUUGUGCAGGGCUGAAGAUAAGUUAGUCAUCUUUGAUCUUCAACAGCGUCUCAUUCUAGGGGAAAUUCAGGUACCUUCAGUCAAAUAUAUUGUUUGGUCAAGCGACAUGGAAACUGUUGCAUUGAUCAGCAAGCAUACCAUAGUUAUUACCUGCAAGAAACUUGUUCACCGUUGUACACUGCAUGAGACAAUCCGUGUGAAAAGUGGUGCCUGGGAUGAGAAUGGCGUCUUCAUCUAUGCAACCUUGAACCACAUUAAGUAUUGCCUCCCUAAUGGGGACAAUGGAGUUAUAAGGACUCUGGAUGUACCAGUAUACAUAACUAAGGUUUCUGGCAACAAUAUCAAUUGUUUGGAUCGUGACGGGAAGAAUCAGGUGAUAGCAGUUGAUGCUACAGAGUAUGUUUUUAAGCUUUCGCUUCUUAGGAAAAAAUAUGACAAUGUUUUGACUAUGAUCAGGAGUUCACAAUUGUGUGGGCAGGCUAUUAUUGCAUACCUGCAACAAAAAGGAUUUCCUGAGGUAGCUCUUCACUUUGUUAAAGAUGAGAGAACCAGAUUCAACUUAGGUCUUGAGAGUGGUAACAUCCAGAUAGCUGUUGCUUCUGCAAAGGAGAUAGAUGAAAAGGACCAUUGGUACAGAUUAGGCAUUGAAGCCCUUCGACAAGGGAAUACCAGUAUUGUAGAAUAUGCUUAUCAGUGGACUAAAAACUUUGAAAGAUUAUCUUUUUUGUAUCUCAUCACUGGUAAUAGGUUGAAGCUAUCAAAAAUGUUGAGGAUCGCUGAAAUGAAGAAUGAUGUUAUGGGUCAGUUCCACAAUGCUAUGUAUCUGGGCGAUAUCCCGACACGCGUGGCAAUAUUGGAAAAUGCUGGCCAGUUGCCUCUUGCAUAUAUCACAGCUUUGACUCACGGGCUCAUUGAAACUGCAGAAAGACUUGCCGCUGAAUUGGGGGAUAACGUUCCUGUCAUACCAGAAGGUAAAGUCCAUUCUCUUUUGCUGCCACCAACCCCACUCAUCAGUGGCGGCGACUGGCCAUUGUUGAGGGUCAUGAGGGGCAUUUUUGCGGGCAGAUUAGAUGUUGCUGGAAGGCCAGGGCAUGAAGAAGAAGAAGAAGAAGAAGAAGAAGAAGCUUCUGGUGCUGAAUGGGGUGAAGAAGAUUUGGAUAUUGUUGAUGCGGACCCUGUAAUAAAAAAUGGUGGUAUAGAUGCAAAAGUUGAUGUUGUUGAAGGAAAUGAAGAAAAUGGAGGAGGAUGGGAUCUUGAGGAUCUGGACUUACCUCCUGAUGCAGACAUUCCAGUGGCUGCAGGUAAUGCCCGAGCAUCCGUUUUUGUUGCUCCUACUCAAGGCUUGCCUGUGAGUCAAAUUUGGAUUAAAAAAUCAUCUCUUGCUGGGGAGCAUGCUGCAGCUGGAAACUUCGAAACCGCAAUGCGCCUACUUAACCGGCAGCUAGGUAUAAAUAAUUUUGCUCCAUUGAAGCAGAUAUUUCUGGAAUUAUACAUGGGUAGUCAUACAUAUAUUCAUGCUUUUACUAAGGCUCCAGUUAUAUUAACGGCCAUUAAUGCCUGGAAUGAGUCUGCCAGUCCUAAUGUUAGGGAUCCGCCAUCUUUAACAUUCAAGUUCUCACAAAUGGAUGAAAAACUCAAGGCUGCUUACCGAACAACAACGGAAGGGAGGUUCCCAGAGGCUUUAAGACUAUUUCUCAAUAUCUUACACAUCAUCCCUCUUGUUGUUGUGGAUUCUAGAAGAGAGGUUGAUGAAGUCAAGGAGCUAAUUGAGAUCGCUAAAGAGUAUGUUUUGGGCUUGAAGAUUGAAGUCAAAAGAAAGGAAAUCAAAGGUGAUGUGAUUCGGCAACAAGAGCUUUCAGCAUUCUUUACAAAUUGUAAGCUUCAGAAGGUUCACUCAAGGUUGGUUCUCACAAGUGCCAUGAUCACUUGUUUCAAGGGAGGAAAUUAUGCUACAGCAGCCAAUUUCGCAAGGAUGCUUUUAGAGAAUAGCCCAACUGAGAAUCAAUCAAGAAAGGCAAGACAAGUUCUGCAGGCCUGUGGUGAUAAAAAGGAUGCUCAUCAGCUCAAUUAUGAUUACAGAAAUCCUUUUGUGGUAUGUGGAGCCACCUUUGUUCCAAUAUACCGUGGACAAAAGGAUGUCUCAUGUCCUUACUGUGGGGCUAGAUUUAUCCCUUCCAUUCAAGGACAGCAGUGCACUAUUUGUGAGAUUGCGGUGGUCGGCGCAGAUGCAUCAGGUCUUCUCUGCUCUCCAGCUCAGGGAAAAUUGUUAGGUUAGGACACCUAACAAAGAGAAUUAUCCAGAUUUCUUUCUGUCUAUAGUAAAAGUGCAGUCAAAGCAUAGGUAUUGUAGCAGCUGCACUUUGACUGUAGACAUAUCCGAAUGAUGAUAAUUUCUCUCUGUCCGGUGUCCCCACCUAAAAAUUUUCCCAGCACAGUUGAGAUAAAUGGAAUUAAUUUGUUCAGCAAUCUAUCAUCGUUUAUGUCUUUAUAUGCUGAUUCUCAUUUUCUUUCUUCUCCAUAACUGAUUUUCUUUCAGGUAAAGAAUAAAAAUAGGAAAAGCUGGUUUUAUACUAUAGAUUCCGUUGUAGAAAUUUUGUAACAAUGUAGAUUUUUUUAUUUAUUUAUUUUGAAGUUUUAUGUGAAUGGUUCAAUCAACUUUUGUCAAAUAUUUGGAUAGGCUUUGCUCUCGGUUCCUUUAUUCUCGUGACAUUGCAGCUAAAAAGCUUCGUCUUAUUGCCUGGAAAGACACUUGCAUUCCAAAAAUUAAUGUUCUAUGUUCUGGAACAAAAUUUCUGUUAUUGCUGCUCAAAUUAAGCACUGUCUGAAUUUUAGGAUCCUGCCUAACAGUCACCAUUCCCUUUUUUGGGACCCCUGGUGCCAUGGUAAUUCUAUCUCUGAGUUGGCUGUUUCUAAUUUGGGUGGGUGCUGGCUGGAUAAUCUCAACAAAAAUUCCGUGUCUACCAUUCUUUUGAAUGGUAGCUGGAAUUUACCUUAUGGCUGGCCCUAUGCUCUCACGACUAUCAUUAAUUCUGUUCCAAUUAGUAAUGCUGCCACUGGUUGCUUCUGGUCAUAUUCUGAGAAGGUUACCAACAAAAUUUUUAGGAAAGAAUUUUAUAUACAUUACUCGGUGAUGGAUUGGUAUCAUUUUGUUUGGCAUAAACAUUCGGCUAUCAGAUAUUCUGCAUUUGGUUGGCUGGCUGUUAAGAACGGGCUUAAAACGGCUGACAUCUUGAUUAGGCGUGGUAUUACUGUUAAUCCACUUUGUAUCUUCUGCUUGAUGAGUAAUGAAUCACACUCUCAUCUGUUUUUUGAAUGUGACUAUUCUUUUAAGAUCCUCUGUGCUUUAAUCCCCCAAGCACAUUCGUUACUUCUUCGUCCGAACAUACACCAAAUGUUUUACUUUCUGGACGAUAUUUCGGACUCGUCUGAAUUUCUGAACUUCUACUGCUUGGUGGUAAAUACUGCUAUUUACUAUACCUGGCGUGCUCGUAAUGACAGAAUUUUUGGCAACAAAAUUGACUGUCACACUACUGUGGUCAGAAAGAUUAAGUAUGCUGUACUGGCUAAAUUGGGGAGAUGGAAAAAUGGCAGCAAUUUACUGCAUCUGUUGGGGUAAUUGGUAUCCUUGUGCUACCAUCUGCGGUUGGCAUUUGGCUGGUGUUUUUAUCUUGAAACGUUCCAAUUAUAAUGGCUGUUGGUGCUGCUUAUGGUUUGGGCUGAAUUCUAUUGAGUAUAACUGCUGCUGGGCGUUUUUUUGGUGGCCCUCUCGGUCUUCCAGAUACAAAGGUUUUUGGUUAUUUCAGACAAUUUUGCAGGACGAUGAUGACCGCUGCAGCCCUACCCCUUGGAGGGUCUUUUUGGCAACCAGGGGUAAUUUUUGGAUCAAUGCGAUGACCGAGUCCCUCGUUAAUUCCGCUGCAGCUAAUACCUGAGUCCUGAUCAAAUUUUGUAUACCACUUUUGUUCGGUUUUUGUUUAUUGGUGGUAUAGGUUUUUCUUUUAUAG